AUGACUGCGUUACAGCUCAAAGAGCUCUCGCAUUCAGGUCUCUACAGGAGAAGACGAGAUCAUCCUGAUGAUAGUUUGAGACUGAAUGGGUUACCAGAGGAAGAGCUGAGCAAUAUGGCCAAUGCCCUUGCCAAUGCCUCUUGUGAGCGCUGCAAGGGGGGGUUUGCACCUGCUGAGAAGAUUGUAAACAGUAACGGAGAGCUGUACCAUGAGCAGUGUUUCGUGUGUGCACAGUGCUUCCAGCAAUUUCCAGAAGGAUUGUUCUAUGAGUUUGAAGGAAGAAAGUACUGUGAACAUGACUUUCAGAUGCUGUUUGCUCCUUGCUGUCAUCAGUGUGGUGAAUUCAUCAUUGGCCGAGUUAUCAAAGCCAUGAACAACAGCUGGCAUCCUGAAUGUUUCUGCUGUGAUCUUUGCCAGGAAAUUCUGGCAGAUAUUGGGUUUGUCAAGAAUGCUGGAAGACAUCUGUGCCGCCCUUGUCACAAUCGUGAGAAGGCCAGAGGCCUUGGAAAAUACAUCUGCCAGAAAUGCCAUGCCAUCAUUGAUGAACAACCUCUGAUAUUCAAGAAUGAUCCAUACCAUCCAGACCACUUCAAUUGUGCCAAUUGCGGGAAGGAACUAACAGCUGAUGCCCGGGAACUGAAAGGAGAGCUGUACUGCUUGCCAUGUCAUGAUAAAAUGGGAGUUCCCAUCUGUGGUGCUUGUCGCCGACCCAUUGAAGGGCGUGUGGUGAAUGCCAUGGGAAAGCAGUGGCAUGUGGAGCAUUUCGUUUGUGCCAAGUGUGAAAAACCAUUUCUUGGACAUCGCCAUUAUGAAAGAAAGGGCCUGGCAUAUUGUGAAACUCAUUAUAACCAGCUAUUUGGUGAUGUUUGCUUCCACUGCAACCGUGUUAUAGAAGGUGAUGUGGUCUCUGCUCUUAAUAAGGCCUGGUGUGUCAACUGUUUUGCCUGUUCUACCUGCAACACUAAAUUAACACUCAAAAAUAAAUUUGUGGAGUUUGACAUGAAGCCAGUCUGUAAGAAGUGCUAUGAAAAAUUUCCGUUGGAGUUGAAGAAAAGACUUAAGAAACUAGCUGAGACCUUAGGAAGAAAAUAACUUCAUUUGAUAUUGUUUCUUUCCAUGUAAAGAUAAGCAAUUAUCAGCAUUAUUUGAUUUGUUACAACCUUAUUAAACUAUAUUUUAUUUGUAUCAUAUUUAAAACAUGACAAACAAGAAUUUAAAUCUUGACAAAAUAAAAAUUUGCCUCUGUUAAUAAUCCUUACUU
Molecule: messenger RNA, 1261 nt
Organism: Suncus etruscus (white-toothed pygmy shrew)
Lineage: Eukaryota; Metazoa; Chordata; Mammalia; Eulipotyphla; Soricidae
Gene: LIMS1
Product: LIM zinc finger domain containing 1
Exons: 10
Coding region: 1-1092 (363 amino acids)
Biological process (GO): cell-cell junction organization; positive regulation of substrate adhesion-dependent cell spreading; positive regulation of integrin-mediated signaling pathway
Cellular component (GO): cytoplasm; cell-cell junction; focal adhesion
Source: RefSeq, a predicted model, not a curated record